AUGUCAAGUGAUUUCCAAACAAGUGUUGCAACAUCAGCAGAUAUUAGGAUAAAAGUCUUACGAAGCAUCUCUUCUACACUUGAAUCGAUGGGAAAAGACAUAAACAUGUUUCAUUUAAUAGAACAUGAUGUCUCUUUUGAUCAGAAUGAAACUGAAGCUAGAGAAAUAAAUGAUGAAUUUGCAGUUUUGAUACCAGAAGAAGAUCUUAUGGCUUCGAUGAGUCUUAAUUCUGAACAACAACACGCAUAUGAAUCAAUUUUGCAGAAAGUCCUUCUAAAUGAAUCUGCUGCAUUUUUCAUUGAUGGUCCGGGCGGAACAGGGAAAACAUUCUUAUAUAAAGCACUUCUCGCUACAGUAAGAUCAAGAAACUUAAUUGCUCUUGCAACUGCAUCGUCUGGUGUUGCUGCAUCUAUUUUACCUGGAGGUCGAACAGCCCAUUCACGCUUCAAAAUUCCAUUAGAUCUUGACAAAAAUAGUACUUGUUGUGUAAGCAAACAAGGUGCUCUUGCCAAAUUGUUACGUCUUGCAAAGCUAAUCAUAUGGGAUGAAGCACCUAUGUCUAGAAAAGAAUGUAUGCAAGUAAUGGAUAAAAUGUUACGAGACAUAACUGAUUCAAGAUUACCAUUUGGUGGAAAAAUUAUCGUAUUCGGUGGAGAUUUUCGUCAAGUCUUACCUGUGAUUCGGAAAGGCACAAGACAAGAAGAAGUUAAUGCCAGUUUAGCAUCGUCAUAUUUGUGGUCUACUUUAACUAAGAUUAGGUUGAGUGAGAAUAUGCGAGCAAGAUUCGAUCCAAACUUCUCAAAUUAUUUACUUCAGGUCAGAAAUGGAACAACACCAAUCACAAUUGAGAAUAAGAUCAAAAUUCCCAAUGAAAUGCUCAUUCCUUACAAAAAUGAUGUGGAGUCUUUAGAUGAUCUGAUCGAUGCAGUCUUCCAAGAUAUUGGCAGCUAUUUAGAAAAUUUAUCCGAAAUGACAAAUCGAGCUAUCUUGACACCAAAGAACAACUCUGUCGAUGAGAUAAAUACAAUACUUAUUCAAAGAUUUCCUGGUACAGUUACACAAUACUAUAGCUUCGAUGAAACGAUUGAUACAUCAGAACAAGGAAUCAUGGAGGAUUUUUUAAAUACAUUGACACCAAAUGGACUUCCACCUCAUGAGCUGUUAUUAAAAAAAAAUUGUCCCAUCAUGUUACUCAGAAAUGUCAAUCCUUCAGAAGGUUUAUGCAAUGUAACACGUCUUAUUUGUCGCAACUUUGAACGAAAUAUCAUUGAUGCUGAAAUUGCAGGCAACCGACUACAAGCAACAAUUUUCGGCAAAGAUAUAGACCUACGUAAUGACAUGUUGCACAUCUUCCGGUCUUACUACAUCAGUAAUGCUUAUGUUAAGCCUUUAGAUCCCAGGCAUAGAAUUGAAGCGCAUGAAUACCAGUGGAUCUUAAAUUCAAGAACAAUCAUCGAAAACAUUCAAGAUAACGAAGUGGAAUUACAACCACCAGAAUAUGAUAUUAUCCCAUUCACCAAUCUGCAUGAGUACAAAGACACUGGAACUGAAAUAGCUAUUCUGGCGAUCGCAAUAUACAUGAAACCUCCUAGAGAAAUUACCUCAAUACAUGGGCCAACAAAAAUUCAAGAAAUAUAUGUUAUCGACCAGAGGUAA
Messenger RNA from Juglans regia (Persian walnut), 1656 nucleotides. RefSeq names its product ATP-dependent DNA helicase PIF7-like. Gene Ontology annotation, biological process: DNA repair; telomere maintenance. Gene Ontology annotation, molecular function: DNA helicase activity. Lineage: Eukaryota; Viridiplantae; Streptophyta; Magnoliopsida; Fagales; Juglandaceae. The coding region runs from base 1 to 1656 and encodes 551 amino acids. The transcript has 3 exons. The record is from RefSeq and is a predicted model, not a curated record.